AUGAGUAAUGGUGAUCUUUUGAAAAAAUGUCAACGUUUUAAUAUGAUUAAAAGCAAGCUUCAAAAGAAGAAUCGUUACAAUGACAUAGUAUGUCUUGACAAAUAUUCAAUCAACAUUAAUGGAUAUGAUUCUAAAAAUAUCCUGAGUUAUAUACGUGCUAAUCAAAUGAUUAAUAAGUAUGGUGAUGAAAAGGAAAGAAAAAUUAUUAUGUGUCAGACACCAAUACAGACAACAGUUGAUGAUAUGUAUGACAUGAUUUUUAGAUACAAGAUCGGAAUCAUUGUCAUACUUGUCAAUGUUAAUGAAAUAAAAGUGCAAAAUAAGUGCUAUCCUUAUUUUCCUGCAGAUGUUAAAGAUAUGAAAACAAGCAGAUAUACUGUCUUGUAUAUUGAUAAGAAAGUUGAUGAAGUAAAUCAUAUUAUUGAAUAUGAUUAUACAAUUUAUAAUAAUAAAAAUGUAGCAAGUAAUUUUAAAUUACUUUAUUACAUUAGUUGGCCUGAUAAAAGCAUACCUAAUGAAAGUAAAACUAUUCAUAAACUGUACAAAAAGAUUAUAAAUCUUUACAAUGAUCGUUAUAUAGCGAUUCAUUGUAGUGCAGGAAUAGGAAGAACUGGAACAUUAGCGUUAGCUAUAUUUAUGAUCGAUAUGAUCAAUUCCGGUAAACUUUUUGGAGACUCUUCGAAUGCAUCGUUAUAA
Messenger RNA from Strongyloides ratti, 696 nucleotides. RefSeq names its product Protein-tyrosine phosphatase, receptor/non-receptor type domain and Protein-tyrosine/Dual specificity phosphatase domain-containing protein. The transcript has 3 exons. The record is from RefSeq and is a predicted model, not a curated record. Gene Ontology annotation, biological process: protein dephosphorylation. NCBI's taxonomy places the organism in Eukaryota, Metazoa, Nematoda, Chromadorea, Rhabditida, Strongyloididae. The coding region runs from base 1 to 696 and encodes 231 amino acids. Gene Ontology annotation, molecular function: protein tyrosine phosphatase activity.